AUGUCGAUACCAGCAAAACCCCCAAGUUUGCCAAGAGUUCCCAAUCAGGCAAGCGUACAACUUUCGCCUACGCCUGUUCCCGUAAUUCCUAUGAAUACAAAUUUUGGAGGCGUAAUCUCCAAUCCUCCAAUGAUGGGUGAUUCCAAAAUAGAUAUGUCGAAUCCGGAACAAAUUGCAUUGGAGCAGGAGUACCGAAUCUUGAUUCAACAAAUGAUGGAUAAGAAUAAGAAUAGGAUCACAUUCAAGUUUGAGCCUCAUCUUCGACGCCAGUUCGGCUUUGGGCUCGAUCCAGAUAGGCCCAUAUGCCCAUUUUGGAAUGAUUCAAAUGGUACCAUGUGUCCAUAUGGCAGAGAUUGCCCAUUGAAGCAUCCAUCAAAGAUAUUUAAGAACAAGAUUGUGUGCAAAUACUGGCUCAGAGGAUUAUGUAAGAUGGGCGACGACUGUGAUUUUUUGCAUGAGUACAAUCUCUCAAAAAUGCCAGAAUGCGCGUAUUAUGCUGCUAAUGGCGUCUGCUUGCAGGCCGAUGAAUGCAUAUAUUUGCAUGUUGAUCCAAAGAGUAAGAUCCCUGAGUGUUACAAUUACAGCAAUUUAGGAUUUUGUCCAGAGGGUCCAAAAUGUCCUCGCAGACACGUUAGGAAGGUGAUGUGUCCCCGGUAUCUUGCUGGGUUCUGCCCUAAGGGUCCUGAAUGCGAGCUUGCACAUCCAAAAUUUAAGCCAGGAUUGUUGCUACAGUCGAAGUUCAAUAUUAUGACUGAUGAGGAGAUUAUAGCGAAAAGGUUGCAGGAGAUGAAGGAGGCCAAAAAGGAGGCUGAAGGAAAGAAUGCAGCAAAAGCAGAUUCUGAGCAUUGA
Molecule: messenger RNA, 849 nt
Organism: Brettanomyces bruxellensis
Lineage: Eukaryota; Fungi; Ascomycota; Pichiomycetes; Pichiales; Pichiaceae
Exons: 1
Coding region: 1-849 (282 amino acids)
Molecular function (GO): RNA binding; metal ion binding
Source: RefSeq, a predicted model, not a curated record